UCAUGAGAUGGACAAUAUUCACAAGUUACGUACAAGUGAAGCUUUUUCAAUGUAAUACUUGACCGUGCUUCCAAAAUUUAUUUUAUUAAUGGACGCAAAGAUGUCCUUAAUUAUUAAAUUAUACUAGUAACGUUAUGCAGUAAGUUUUAGUAUCAACUUACCGUCUUUCUAUGAGGAAUUAUGUCGUCUACACAAAGCAAAAUGCGAGGUCCAGGAAGACCACCAAAAUCAAAAAAUUCCUGUACAUGGUGUGGCGAAACUAAACAGCCUUUAAAGUAUGUCCUUCCAACGCAGCAUGGAAAAAAGGAAUUUUGUUCAGAAACAUGUUUGUCUGAAUUUCGCAAAGCUUAUGUACGAGGAGCUUGCGUUCAAUGUGACAACGUUAUCAGAGGCACACCAGUGAGAUUAGAACAGAAGGAUGGACCCACAAAAGACUUUUGUUCUUCGUUUUGUUUGAAUAAACAUCAGAAGAGAGAAGGGCAAGUGGAUAUGAAGAAAAAUAAUAGGGACCAUUCAUCACCUGCGCCAUCUCUUACGCCAUCCGGAUUAAUAAGUGGAAAUAAUAUUCCAUCUACAACUCAAUCAUUUACAAGUACAAAUCACACAAAUGUAUCUCAUCCUCCGUCAACUUCUACCGGCCCAUUUCAAUAUGAAACAUACCAAACUUUUGAUUGGGAUCUGUAUUUGAAAGAAACAAACAGUCAAGCAGCACCAAUUGAAUGUUUUAAACAGCAUGAAGUUCCACCAACUAACGAGUUUAAAAUGGGUAUGAAGUUAGAAGCAUUAGACCCUCGUAAUUUAACAUCAACAUGUAUUGCAACUGUAGUUGGUGUCCUUGGUCCUCGUUUAAGAUUAAGGUUGGAUGGCUCAGACAACAAAAAUGAUUUCUGGCGUUUGGUUGACAGUAAUGAAAUUCAUCCAAUUGGACAUUGUGAAAAAUCUGGUGGAAUGUUGCAACCUCCAUUAGGCUUCCGAAUGAAUGCUUCUAGUUGGCCAAUGUUUCUUUUGAAAACAUUGAAUGGUGCAGAAAUGGCCCCUGCAAAAGUGUUCAAACGUGAACCAAAAACACCACGUUCUAACUUGUUUGAAGUUGGACAUAAAUUAGAAGCCAUAGAUAAAAAGAAUCCGCAACUUAUAUGUACGGCGACUGUUGGUGCUGUUAAAGAUGAUAUGAUUCACAUUACAUUUGAUGGAUGGAGAGGAGCAUUUGAUUAUUGGUGUCGUUUUGACUCCAGAGAUAUUUUUCCUGCCGGUUGGUGCUUUAAAAGUGGUCAUCCAUUACAACCACCAAGACAGAAAUCAACUGGGCCUAAUAGAUUUAAGUCAAGAACUAGUAAUAUCUUACCAGUAAUGGCAGUAUCUGGUGCGGGCACUAAUGGAGAACCGGCCGUUGCAUUGGUGAGUCCUGCUGGUUCCAGUGCUCCACCGCAACCAGCCACAGAACCCGAUACUAGUACAGCUAAUACCAAAUCAGAUACUAUAGAGAAUAGUAUGCAGUUGGAUAAUUCUACACUAUCAUCACCAACAGCUGCAAAGCAACCACGAAAAUCCGUUCCAGAACUUGAAGCAGCAACUUCUACUACCCAAUCUGAAACUACCACAAACCGUACACCUUCUGCAGAACCAGCAGAAUGGACAAUUGAAGAUGUAAUACAUUACAUCGGUGUUACCGAUCCUGCAUUAGGACAGCAUGCAGAUUUAUUUAGAAAACAUGAAAUUGACGGAAAAGCUUUAUUACUUUUGAAUUCUGACAUGAUGAUGAAAUACAUGGGACUGAAACUUGGGCCAGCGCUUAAAAUAUGCAACUUGGUAAAUCGUAUUAAAGGCAGAAGGCAUAUACUUCUAUGACUUUAUCAAACAUCAAAAAAUGUACAGUGAGUUAAAUUGACGCAUUACUUAAACUGGCUGGUCAAAUUUGUUUUCAUUAUCGAGAACAAAAUAAUAUAUAAGUUGUUAAAAUUAUGUGAAUAUAUUGA
Molecule: messenger RNA, 1976 nt
Organism: Megachile rotundata (alfalfa leafcutting bee)
Lineage: Eukaryota; Metazoa; Arthropoda; Insecta; Hymenoptera; Megachilidae
Gene: Scm
Product: Polycomb protein Scm
Biological process (GO): negative regulation of DNA-templated transcription
Cellular component (GO): nucleus
Molecular function (GO): chromatin binding; histone binding; zinc ion binding
Source: RefSeq, a predicted model, not a curated record